This is a messenger RNA of Telopea speciosissima, 873 nucleotides long. RefSeq lists its product as uncharacterized. Bases 1 to 873 code for a protein of 290 amino acids. NCBI's taxonomy places the organism in Eukaryota, Viridiplantae, Streptophyta, Magnoliopsida, Proteales, Proteaceae. Gene Ontology annotation, molecular function: nucleic acid binding. The record is from RefSeq and is a predicted model, not a curated record. The transcript is spliced from 2 exons.
AUGUCUCGUAGGGACAUGCUACCCCUGAACCCGAUUUUAGUUGUUGAGAUUUUUGAUGUGUGGGGUAUUGACUUCAUGGGCCCUUUUCCUUCAUCGUUUACGUACGAGAACAUACUUAUAGCGGUAGACUAUGUGUCUAAAUGGGUUGAACCAAUGGCCACUAGGACUAAUGAUCAUAAAGUGAAUUUUGGGGCAUUGUUGAAGAAGUACACCAUCACCCUUAAGAUUGCUACUUACCAUCUGCAAACCUGCAAUCAAGUGGAAGUGUCCAAUAGAGAGAUCAAGCGCAUUCUUGAGAAAACGCUUAGGCCUGGUAGGAAAGAUUGGUCUUUAAGACUUGAUGACGCAUUGUGGGCCUAUCGUACUGCAUACAAGACUCCUAAUGGCAUGUCAGUAUACCGCUUAGUGUUUGGUAAAGCUUGCCACUUACCGGUUGAGUUAGUGCACCAUGAUUAUUGGGAUAUUAAGAAGUUCAAUUUUGACUUGGUAGAAGUGAGUGCCAACCAUCGCCUCCAAAUCUUGGAGUUAGAUGAGUUGUGCAAUGAAGCCUAUGAGAGCACACAAAUUUACAAGGUUAGGACCAAAGCAUUUCAUGAUAAACACAUUGUUCGCAAGUCUUUUGCACCCAAUCAGAAAGUGUGGCUUUUCAACUCUAAACUGCGCCUCUUUCCCAGUAAGCUGUGUUCUCGAUGGGAUGGUCCCUUUGUUGUCACUCAAGUCUCACCCCAUGGUGCUAUUACCAUUCAAGAUCCACAAACAGGGCACACUUUUACAGUUAACGGGCAGUGUCGGAAGCCCUAUGUGGAUAGUAUUACAAAUAGGCAGGUCAUUGAGUUUGUUGACUUGAUUGACUCGAUUUAUGAGUUUUCUUGA